Corythoichthys intestinalis (scribbled pipefish) is the source of this 11687-nucleotide messenger RNA. Its product is annotated as inactive phospholipase C-like protein 2. Gene Ontology annotation, biological process: lipid metabolic process; release of sequestered calcium ion into cytosol; phosphatidylinositol-mediated signaling. The transcript has 6 exons. Gene Ontology annotation, molecular function: phosphatidylinositol-4,5-bisphosphate phospholipase C activity. The record is from RefSeq and is a predicted model, not a curated record. Lineage: Eukaryota; Metazoa; Chordata; Actinopteri; Syngnathiformes; Syngnathidae. Bases 637 to 3933 code for a protein of 1098 amino acids.
CGCGCGUUCACGCGAUGACACAACUUGUUAAUGAGCGUGCACGUACGACUUGUGGUAGUUGCGGUUCGAAAGCGUCCAACGACUGCUUGCUCGGAGAGAGAGUGAAGUAAAACUGAAAAAGUGAUGGUGCUUUCCCUUAUUUUUUUUCUGGAAUAGAGAUUCUUUUUUAAGCGCAAAAAGUUAAACAUCAAAGUUAGCAAACUCCCUAGCUGACGGGCUAGGUAGCUAACCGCAGCUAACUGGCCGGAGCAGCUGUUAACUCACCGCCCCCCUCCGCUGCCGUCGCUCCCUCCCCGGAUGGAGAGCUGCGACGCCGUAUCGGAACUGGAGCGCCCGCGGUGAGUCGAACCGCGGGGGGAUUUCGCCGUUAAAAGCCAGACUUUUACCACUCGCCCGUCUUAUUUGGGCUAAUUAGCUCGUUACCAGCCCGUUCCCGAUGUCACGGUGCCGCGUACGGACACCGCUGCCGUCGUCUCCCCUCCGCGUACACGCCUCCUCUGCUAGCCGUGCGGCACCUUUCAGCACCCGGUGGCGGAUGGUCGAGAAGAAGCACGCCGCGCGGAUGUACUCAACCAGGAAAUCGGACUAAAUUCUAACCGGGAGUUCUUUUCCGAACCGUGUGAGUGUGCGUUGUCCAUGGCGGAGUUGGAGGAGGACGGGGCCAGCCUGCUGGAUCACGCGGCGGCCGAGGUGGGCGUGCAGGCGGCGGGGAAGACGCCCGGUGAGGGCUCGGUGUCUAACGGGGGCUGUGGCAUGUGCGAAGACAACAUGGUCGGUCAAGACAACGCCACCUCCGUGGAGCCCGACAAUAAGGCGGACAUGCCCCGCAGGAGCAGCAUCAUCAAGGAUUCCUCGAGACAACGGAAGGAGAGGAAGAAGACUGUGUCGUUCAGCAGUAUGCCCACCGAGAAGAAGAUGAACAGUGCCAGCGACUGCAUCACUGCCAUGGUGGACGGGUCUGAGCUGAAGAAGGUGCGCUCCAACUCGCGGAUCUACCACCGCUACUUCCUGCUGGACGCCGACAUGCAGUCCCUGCGGUGGGAGCCCACCAAGAAGGAGUCGGACAAGGCUAAAAUCGACGUCAAGUCCAUCAAGGAGGUUCGCACGGGGAAGAACACGGACACUUUUCGAACUAACGGAACCUACGAUCAGAUCUCUGAGGACUGCGCUUUCUCGAUUAUCUUUGGCGAGAACUACGAGUCCUUGGACUUGGUGGCCAACACUGCAGACGUAGCUAACACCUGGAUUACGGGCCUGAGGUACCUGAUCUCCUACGGGAAACAUACACUGAACAUGAUCGAGAGCAGUCAGAAUAAUAUGCGUUCUUCCUGGCUCGGGGAACUUUUCAGCCAAGCGGACAGUAACAACAGUCAACAGAUAACAAUAUGCGCUGCUGUGCAGCUGGUCAAAAAGUUGAACCCGGGACUUAAAAACGUAAAAAUCGAGCUGAAGUUCAAAGAGCUUCACAAAGUUAAGGACAAGGUUGGCUCUCUGGUGACGAAAGACGAGUUCAUCGAGGUCUUUCAUGAUCUAUGUACCAGGCCAGAAAUUUAUUUUCUCUUUGUCCAGUUCUCUAGCAACAAGGAAUUUCUGGACACAAAGGACUUGAUGAUAUUCCUGGAAGCUGAGCAGGGCAUGGCGCAAGUCAGCGAGGACACCAGUGUGGAAGUCAUCCAGAAGUAUGAACCGUCCAAGGAGGGUCGGCUCAGAGGCUGGCUCUCUCUGGAUGGCUUCACCAACUAUCUUCUGUCUGCAGAGUGCCACAUAUUUGACCCCGAGCACAAAACUGUGUGCCAGGACAUGACCCAGCCGUUGUCCCACUACUACAUCAACUCUUCUCACAACACGUACCUAAUAGAAGAUCAGUUCAGGGGCCCAUCUGACGUGACGGGGUAUAUCCGUGCUCUCAAGAUGGGCUGUCGCAGCGUGGAGCUGGACGUUUGGGACGGACCUGAGAACGAGCCCGUGAUUUACACUGGUCACACCAUGACCUCUCAGAUCGUCUUUCGGAGCGUCAUCGAUGUGGUCAACAAGUACGCUUUUGUGGCAUCAGACUUUCCGCUGAUCCUGUGUUUGGAAAACCACUGCUCAUUGAAGCAGCAGAAGGUAAUGUUUCAGCACCUCAAAAAGAUUCUAGGAGACAAGCUCAGCCUGGAUCCCCCUAAACCUGACGAUUGCUACCUCCCGUCCCCCUCAGAUCUGAAGGGAAUGAUCCUGCUUAAGGGCAAGAAACUCGGCACUAACUGCACUGGAUCUGAAGGUGAGGUGACAGACGAGGACGAGGGGGCGGAGAUGUCACAGAGAAUGAGCAUUGACUCACCCGAACAACAGAUGGUCACGCCCAAAAACUUCCAGCUGUCAAAGGACCUUUCAGACCUUGUUACCUUGUGCAAGUCCGUGGAGUUCAAGGACUUUCCGACGUCAUUCCAGAGCCAAAAGCAUUGGGAGCUCUGCUCCUUUAACGAAGUUUUUGCUAGCCGCUGCGCAAGCGACUUUCCUGGCGAAUUUGUUAACUACAACAAGAAGUUUCUGGCACGUGUUUACCCCAGUCCUAUGCGGAUUGACUCCAGCAACAUGAACCCGCAAGACUUCUGGAAAUGCGGUUGCCAGAUCGUGGCAAUGAACUACCAGACUCCCGGUCUUAUGAUGGAUUUGAACAUUGGCUGGUUCCGUCAGAACGGGAAUUGCGGUUACGUCCUGCGACCUGCCAUCAUGCGAGAGCAGGUGUCUUAUUUCAGUGCCAACACAAAAGAUUCAGUGCCUGGUGUAUCUCCCCAACUCUUACAUAUUAAAAUAAUCAGCGGACAAAAUUUCCCGAAGCCCAAAGGCUCGGGUGCCAAGGGAGACGUGGUCGACCCUUACGUUUACGUGGAAAUCCAUGGCAUUCCCGCCGACUGUGCUGAGCAAAGGACUAAGACGGUCAAUCAGAAUGGGGACAACCCGCUGUUUGACGAAAGCUUUGAGUUCCAGAUCAACCUUCCUGAGCUUGCCAUGGUGCGCUUCGUGGUGCUGGACGAUGACUAUAUUGGCGAUGAGUUCAUCGGCCAGUACACCAUCCCCUUCGAAUGCCUGCAGCCGGGUUUCCGCCACGUCCCGCUGCAGUCGCUCACUGGCGAGGUCCUGCCGCACACCCUGCUUUUUGUUCAUGUAGCCAUCACGAACCGGAGAGGCGGCGGAAAGCCCCACAAGCGAGGCCUGUCUGUGCGCAAGGGCAAGAGGAGCAGGGAGUAUGCCAGCAUGAGGGUGUUGCUUGUCAAGGCCCUGGACGAUGUUUUCAAGACAGCCAUGUUACCGCUGAGAGAGGCCACAGACCUCAGAGAAAAUAUGCAGAAUGCCAUUGUGUCCUUUAAAGAGCUGUGUGGCCUUUCUGCCGUGGCCAAUCUCAAGCAGUGCAUUCUGGCCCUCUCCCCUCGACUUAGCGCACCAGACAGUGGGCCUCUUUUGCUCUUCAACCUGGCUGACCACUAUCCUGUCAUGGAGCCCCAAGGUCUGCUGCCAGAGGUCCUCAAGAAAGUGGUCACGACCUAUGACUUGGUGAUCCAGACCAGCAAGACUCUCCUGGAGAACUCCGACGGGAUCUACGAGAGGAUCCUGCAGACCCAAAAAUCUGCCAUGCAAUUCCAUCAGAAUCUCCACGAUUUGGCAGUGAAGGAAGGUCUGAAGGGCCGCAAGCUUCACAAGGCGGUGGAGAGCUUCACGUGGAACAUCACCAUUCUCAAGGGUCAGGCAGACCUCCUGAAACACGCCCGGAGCGAAGUGCAGGAGAACUUGAAGCAGAUCCAUUACGCUGCGUUGACGUGCGACCUAGGUAAAGGCAGACCGCCGGGCGGAUCGUCCGACUCCAAAAGCAGCCACCGCAGCCUGGAGGCCAUUCCCGAGAAGGCCACGGGCGAGGACGAGCUCACAGAUGACGAUGACGAAGACGACAACUGACCACUUUUUUCCCCAUUCCGCCGAAGACUUUGAACUACUACCGGACGCCGCUUAGUGCUCUUCAGGUAUUUCUACUGAGGGGAAAACACUUAAAUGCUAAUUGUCCUUAUCCUGGAUGAUGGAAGAACAUCACGCUGGUACGGUGGUACCAUGAAGUUCCACCAAUAACCUCUUGGGGAAAAAAAAAAAAAAGUUAAAACAUGCAACUAGCCAGUCUGGAGCUAGCCUGAGAAGCUAAUGUAGCAGUCUUCACAUGCACUCACUGCUCCUUCAUUUCAAACAGAUGGACACCAAAAAUUAAUCAAAUCAAUGAAAUGAUUAGAGAAACAGGAAGUAGAAAAAAAAAAAAACGAUUGCGCUAAACAUGAAACAACACUUAUCAAUGUCAUCAUUUGGGGUUGACUAGCACAAAAUCAAAUGAAAAAAAAACUGAUCGCUAUGGUUUUGUCUAUUUGCAGAAAAUCACUGGAUUUUUACUUAAAUUUCAUAUGAUUUACCUCACAAGAUACUGUCCAAAUUGCACAAGAUUUCAGCUUUCGUCUUGAGAUUUAAUGGCAGUUUGAUUUAUGGGAUAAUUCUCAUGAGACUUUAGCUCAGGGGUGUCCAAACUAUUCCCCGUGGGCCAGCUGAAGUAACAUUUUACUAGAGAUUUCCCAAAAUUUAGUGGAUGUUUCACUUGAGGGUCCAAUCCGGCCCGCGGGGUUGUUCUUCCUAACUAGCACUUUGUAUCUCAUACAGACAUUACACACAAAAUCACAUGCUUUUAUUUUGACAUUGGUGCCGUAAAACCGUAGAUUUGUGAUUUGGGUGAUCAAGUGCGUGCACUACUGCACUAGUAACCGCAGUUACAGUUCGCUCACUCAUCAUCAUUAUCAUUCGCUCCCUCCCAGUCAAAAUGGAUUGGACGUCUUGCACCAUCAAUGGCAGCCAAUGACUUAACAAGUUUGACCCAAAAAUGCCCCAAAACCAACAGGAAUGACACCAAAUAAACAGGAGGUAACCUGGAAAUGGCCCAAAAUUUACUGUGACAUCCAAGUAUCUUAAAAUUACAUGUAAGUGGGGUAAAAUGAACUAUUUGCCUGCCACUCGCAACGAUAGACGUCCAAUUCACGUAUACUGGAAGGACUUGCUGUGAAUGCUCAUCUUCCAGUGCCAUUGACUGUGCUCGACGUCCAAUCCAUUUUGACUGGGAGGGCGCGAUAGAACGUUCAUCCGCCCGUUCCAAGUCAAAAUGAAUUGCACGUCGAGCACCGUCAAUGACAGUCAGUGAGUACAAGUAACGUACAGUGGUACCCCGACAUACGAUCGCUUCGACACACGAUCUUUUUGACAUCCGACGUAGAAUUUGACUCGCCAUUUGUUUCUACAUCCGACGACAUGCUCGAAAUACGACGACAUGGCAGCACCGCAGUCAGAUGCACGGCGGAUUUUCUUGUGACACAGGUUCCAAAAAGGUUGGUACAGGUGGUGAAACAAGGAAAAAGGUGAUGCUUACCAUUGAAAUGAAGAUUGAAAUAUGAGCGUGGGGUGCGCAUCCGAGAACUGGCUCAUCAAUAUGGCCGUAGAAUGUCUACGAUAUCCAAAGUCCUCCUCCGACCUCCGUUCCCCAUUCUUUAUAAGUUAAGGUGACAAAUAUUGUCGUGGUAACAUCGCCAAUGAAAACGCCUGCUUCGUCAGGUUUUUAUCAUUUAUUUCAGAACUUGUGCAAAAGAACAAUCUUACUGUCCGCCAGAGUUGACUGUGUUCUCAACAAAACUUUAAAAGUGAAAGGAAACUCAACCGCACCGCUCCCUCUCUGUGUCACGCCAGCGACCCGAUGUGUUCAGGUACAGCACGCAAAGCACGUCCGCCACAUUAUAACCCGAUUCGUUACAUUAUUACAGGAAGUAUCAGGCCCGGAUUUAGGUUUACCCACCAGAGUGGGCACUAAGAAAUCUUGAGGGAGCACCCCCAAUGCAGGCUUCUUUUUUAGCGUCUGCAUUUCUCCAGGCCUGGGACCGGCGCAAGUAGGACACUGGCUUGUGUUUUGUCGAGACUGCAUUAAUUUUUGGGGGGUUUAUUUAUUUAUUUAUUUUUCAUUCAUAUACUUAUUCCCGCAGUCGGCGUGAUGUCACGAUGACGUCAUCUCGCAUAGCAACGUGUUGCCAUUUUGAGAUGGGGGCACGCACAAGUAAAUAUCCGUAGACAAACGUCUGAAAUUCAUAUAUUUCAGCUGUGUUUUCCGUCUUUUUUUCAUUAAAACGUCUUAAACAUGACUUUUUGACGAGUCACUGUCGACAAACGAGAGGAGGCGAUACAACUUAAAAUUAGCAUGUAUUGGCCAGCAAAUCUGCCCAUACAAAGUCGCAGCUGAUAGCUGGAUAAACAAUCCAAAGGAAUUGCCUGCAGUGGAGUUCGGAAACAUCUACAACUACCUCAUAAAGUCACCCAGUAAGUUGACCUUUAUCAAUUACGUGGAAUAUGUACCGUGUGGAACUCAGAAAACUGGUAGUUUAUACGGAGUGAUUAUUUUUGCUGUAACCGGUAAUUCGCCUCCAAGCAUUAUUUAGCCGUGAACACGUCACGUCAAAAUAACCAAUUCCCACCAGGCCAAUAAUAUACCGAUUGAGCGAUCAGAGAAGUUCACGGCAAAAGAAAAAUAACGCUUUGCGAGUUGUCAGUUACGGUAAUAAUAACCACUGCCUAGUCUAUUGUAUCAUAGCAGCUAAUUGAGGCAAAAAAAAAAAUUGAUUAAAGUUUACUCACCAGUAAUAAAAUGUCUGCUGCAAACGUAAAUGUGCCUGGAUUUAGGUUCCCACUGGCGAGAAUCGUCCACGGAACCGUCUUUUACUGUUCCUCGAUUGAUUACUUUCAGCCAUUUGCUUGUCCUUCUGAAGAGGAAGAAUGAAGAACUUCAAAUGCGGCUCCAAACUCUUCCCUGUGUUACAACCCACAACACGGCAACUUUUAGUCAUUCCGACGGAAAAAAAGAUCGCAAAUAAGACAAAAUUUCAAUGCGUUUGUACGACAAUGCACGACAGAGCAACUGCUUGUGACUCAUGUUUUGCCCCCAUUUCAAUGUGGCGACGCUUUGUUGUGGCUGGUGACGUCAUUAAUGCCCGGAUGUCCUACUGCGAGAAUGUGUCUGGAGGAGAGAGAGGAAGCGCGCGGAUAACAAACGAGGUUGGAAAAACAGCUAGUUUUGGUGAUUGCUUGUUCGGCGUGGUUGCGGCCAACAGUAACCGUUAAUUCUGCAAUAAAAAAGUAGACGAGACUAACUCUCCGUGCGUUCUCUAUAUCCAGUGCAAUUCUACAAUAGAUAUUCCAAACAUUUUGAUUGGGUGGGCACGACUCACGUCUGGGUGGGCCGUACCCCCCGGCCCCGCCAUACAUCCGGCCCCGGCAAUUAUUAUUAUUAUUUGAUUAUUGUGGUUUUCAUUCUUUUUUUUUUUGUUUGUUUUGUUUUGCUAUGUGUAACUGCCAUUUGUAAUAGUACCAGAGUAGUAAUAGUACCAAAUUAAACAUUUACGGUAGGUUUUUGGGCUGUGGAACAAAUUAAUGGCAUUAUAAUGUAUACUUAUGGGAAAAUCCUGCUCGACCAUUUCGACUUACAAACGCGCUCCUGGAGCGAAUCAACUUUGUAUGUAGAGGUACCACUGUAUUUGCCCCCCUUCCCCCCCCAAAAAUGGUUCGGCCCACAUGAAAUCAAAUUGCCAUCAAUAUUGUCCGAGAAGCAAAAUGAGUUUGACACCACUGAUUUAGACGAUGUAUGAAACUGUAAAAGUUUCGUAAUAUUUUUACCUUGCUUGAUUGAGAUGGAGUAUUCGAAGAUUUAGCUAAAACCAUCACAGAAUUCUCUAACAGAAGCCUUGUAUUAUUUUGAAGACUGCAAAGAAGUCUACAGUACUUGAGCAUAAAUCUGACAAGGAUUUUGCGCAAGUCUCACAUGAUUUAGCACAAGUUUGAUGGUUUUCGCCACUGUAUUAUGACUCAAAUCUUGCCCGGGUUUUCGCUGAAGUCUUAGCGGAUUUAAUGAAAGUCUCGAGGGUAGUAUACUACAAAUUCCACUGUGUUUUUGCUGAAAUCUCAUGUGAUUGAAUGAAAAAUCUCAUCUGAUUUCCGCCAAAAUCUCACGUGAUUUGCGUCUUAAAACAACUUUGUUUUCGAUGACUGUUUCAGUUUCAAAAUGUCUUUGGAAUUUCCGCCAUAUUUUACGGUUAAAAAAAUCUCUUCAAACAAACAAAUUGUGCAAUUUUUAGGAUUUUUUUGAACUUCAAGGUAACACUGUACGCAAUAAUCAAAUAUUCUGCAUUUCUCCCCGGCAAGGCUGGCAAAGACUUGAUGCAUUCGUUGCAUCGAUGCCUGGUGGAGUUCUUUCUCUGUGGGCUGGAAACACAACAGCACACCCACACAUACGAGCCUUUUGGGUAUUCCGAGAUGUUCCUUAAAGCACAAUAGUGAAUGUAAAAGGAAGAAAUGUUGUUUACAUUCCUGAACUUGUCGUGUGCCAAACAAACCUGAUGUGUAUAUAUGGAGAUACCUGUUACCUUCCUUUUUUAUUACUUAACGCUUGGGUUAAAAAAACAAAAAAAUAUUUUAUUUCAUAAGAAAAAUGUAUGUGUGACAGGCAGAACUUUGAAGCAACCAGCAAGUGCAUGAGUAGAACCAUAUUUGGACGUUUACCUAUAUGCAGAAGGUUUUAAUGUGGAGUUGUGAGAUUGGGACCAAGAUGAUCAUUUUUUAUUUUUUAACUCAUUGACUGCCAUUGACAGCGGUAGAUGUCCAAUCCAUGAACUGGGAGAGGCCCAGUUCAAAUGUAUUGGGCGUCUAUCUCUGUCAAUGGCACUGAACAUUAUAAUAACAACAAUAUUAGGAUGGAAUAACAGACUGCUUUCUUCUUCUUCAGUGCUAUUACGCGUUUCUAAUGGCGAACUGGGUGGAAAUAAAGAAGCAUUUCAACUCUUUAUCAAUUAGUUCAAUCUCUGACAAAAAAAUAAAAACAGUUGUGAUCAAAUACAGUCAUGUGAUUUUUGUUAAAUAAUAAUUGUCUUUUUUUUCCUCACUACAGGCUGACAGGGUAAUCGAACCAAAUGUUCUAGGAAAAUAAAGAGCCAUUGAGGCCAAUUCAAUGUGAUUUUCAAAGUAUAAAAGGUGUGUUUGUUAUAAAACUGUCAGUUUUAAACAAUAUAUAACCUUUACACUUUGAUCUUAAAUGGUUGUAUCUUAGUGAUCCUUUUAGGCUUUUAUUGGUGCUUUUCAUCAAAGCUGAAGUACUAUUAAAGGGGCUUUCAAGAGGUUUUUGACGAAGAGUGAGCAGUAAAAUACCUUCUUAUUUAGUUUAAUGCCUGGCAUGAAACUUGUACAAGUCAUGAAAAUUUGCUUACAUUGUUUUAUGGCGUUCUAAGCGUUUUAAAAUGUAGCAGCAGCAGGUAUUGUACUUGUGACACAAAAUUAGAACAUCAAGGCAAAGUCCAUUUGCUUUCAUAAUCCGUUUUAAAACUGCAAAAUAGAGCACAAAAACAACUACUGACAGUGUAACUUAGAAAUUCCAGGGGGGAGAUGCUGUCAAUGAAUGCAUUUAUUCUCAGGAAAUGUUUAAAAACAAAAUAGAAAUUGUAUCAUGUUUUUUUCCCCCUAAGCUCUUUAAGACAUUUUAUAAUACUCAUAGAAGAUAUCUAUUUAAAAAAAAAAUCUACAAGUCAAUUGGGAAUACUGUGCUGUUUACAUAUCUGUCAAGUUGUACGGUUUCGGCAUAAUUUGUACAAGUGAGCACUGUUUUUUAAAUGUGUACGCCGUACGUUCAAAAUCUACGUUUUUCGUGCAUUACGUUUUUUUUUUCUCCAUUCGGAUUUUGUCACCGUUUCGGCAACGAGACAAUGUGCGUUACUAUGCAUUACUACGUUGGUUGAGUGACGCGAGAAAAGUCAGAGACACGGAGAGGGAAAAGUGUUUGUUGUGACGCUGUAGCAAACGCGAUGCUAGGCUAGGUGGCUCCAAUAUUCCCUGACUGUAGCCGACAGCCUACAAUCUACGCCUAGAUAUCACAUGCAUAUAGAACUACAUGCGAAAUGACACUCGGUGGCGUUAGUAAACAGCCGACAUUUUAAAGCAGUAGACUUCUCAGAAAGGCUCUGUUGUAGUGAACCUUCCUAGCGAACCUAAAGUAAGUUUUAUCUAAAAUACUCCUAAAUCGGCAAAAUCUUGACUUGAAUCUAUCUUUAAAUUAUGAAAGUUUUCAAACUUUCACAUGUCGAAAGUAGACAGAAGGGAACUAAUACAAAAACGGGAGCAAUUUUAACAACUUUAACAGUUGAUUCACAACAUUAAAUGACUUCCAAACACAGCAAAGGUUACUAUGUUUUUUUUUUUUUUUUUAAAUGAAAAACAAAACCAUGAAAGGUAACACCAGUUACUUUGCCAAGUAACUAAUUACUAGGGUUGUUCCGAUCAUGUUUUUUUGCUCCCGAUCCGAUCCCGAUCGUUUUAGUUUGAGUAUCUGCCGAUCCCAAUAUUUCCCGAUCCGAUUGCUUUUUUUUGCUCCCGAUUCAAUUCCAAUCAUUCCCAAUAAUUUUUUCCGAUCAUAUACAUUUUGGCAAAGCAUUAAGAAAAAAAUGAAUAAAACGCAGACAAAUAUAUACAUUCAACAUACAGUACAUAAGUACUGUAUUUGUUUAUUAUGACAAUAAAUCCUCAAGAUGACAUUUACAUUAUUAACAUUCUUUCUGUGAGAGGGAUGCACGGACAGAAAGACUUGUAAUUCUUAAAGGACAAAUGUGACUAAAUAUUGCCAUCUAGUGUAUUUGUUGAGCUUUCAGUAAAUGAUACGGUAGCCAUGCCCAAAUGCAUGAUGGGAAGUGGAACCAUGACUGUGCGUAGUGCUACCAAUCGAUAUACCUUCUCUGCAUUGGGAAAUAAAUAGGGUGUUAAGAAAAAGAUCAAUUACGACCUUGCUUCACCACAUUGCUUCCCACGAUACUUCUAAUCGUAGGGAGAGGGAUUGUAAGGCUUUAGCCAAUUAAAAAAAGGCACCAAAGGCUGCCAAAAUUCACUCUACUCAUUUUACGCUGCCUUUUAGCUCUCUACAUAGGUAAAACAGCGCCAUUACAGACUGAGCGCGACAAUGCGUGAGUGGGUCAUGCAGCGCAUGCAUUAAUUGCAUUAAAUAUUUUAACGUAAUACAUUUUUUAAAAAAUUAAUUACUGCCGUCAUUGGGAUAAACUUGAUAACCCUACCUUAAGCCUAAACUAAAGGCUCUGGAUGAGUGUAACAUAUUAUGUCUGUAACGUUAAAUACAAUUAGAAAAUGAUGUAAUUAAAAAAUAUAUAUAUAUUAAAAAAAGGCAUGUCCGAUAUUUUUUUGCCGAUUCCGAUGCUUUGAAAAUGACGUGAUCGGACCCGAACGAUCGGCAUCCCGAUCGAUCGGGACAUCUCUACAAAAUACCCUUACAUUCAGGUAACUGAGUUACUAACUCAAUUACUUUUUGGGAGAAGUAAUUUGUAACUAAUUACUUUUUAAAAAUAAGAUUAACAACACUGGUCAUAAAGAUGAAGUCUGCAGUAUGAACAGUGAUGAAAGCGGAGAUUUUAUUCUGCCAAUUUGUUGCCGAACACAAUUUGCCCGCAACUAUUGCUGAUCACUUCUCAGAAUUAGCAAAAGAAAUGUUCCCUGAUUCAAAGAUUGCAUCGGUAAGUUAAUUUUAUCUAUUGACCUUUUUAAUUUAUAAUUGGACACCUUAACGAACUACCUUCAAGUCAAACUGAAUUGUGAUCUGAAGU